Messenger RNA from Balaenoptera acutorostrata (minke whale), 1026 nucleotides. RefSeq names its product complexin 2 (gene CPLX2). The transcript is spliced from 6 exons. Bases 501 to 905 code for a protein of 134 amino acids. Gene Ontology annotation, cellular component: terminal bouton; SNARE complex. NCBI's taxonomy places the organism in Eukaryota, Metazoa, Chordata, Mammalia, Artiodactyla, Balaenopteridae. Gene Ontology annotation, molecular function: syntaxin binding. Gene Ontology annotation, biological process: neurotransmitter transport; regulation of neurotransmitter secretion; synaptic vesicle exocytosis. The record is from RefSeq and is a predicted model, not a curated record.
GGAAGCUUGGGUCUCCCUGGGAGCGGGUCUGCCCUUGGGGAAGGCCUCUCGGCUCUGUGCCCUGCAGCCCGACUGACAUUCGGAGCGGAUCGAAGAGGGGCUCGGCGGCCCCUGCGUGCACUUGUGCUAGCCCGGGCACGAGGGAGCGCCUCUGCGGAGGAGCCCAGGAAGUGGGGGAGGGAGAGACGCGCCAGAAUCUCGGUCCCGGGCGCCCUGGUCGGCCGCGGAGGAGCUGCAGCCUCCAACAGAUGCUGUUCCCUCUGCCUGGGAGACCGUCUUGUUCCACUGUCCUCUAAGCCUCAGCUCCAGACUCACCCUCUCAGAGAAGCCCACCCUGCUGCUUCAGGAAGUUGUGCGUCUCUGGCAUGCUACCUGCUCUGCUCCCCCAUCAGAGCUCGGCCAGGAAGCAAAGGUUGCCACAUCUCCCCAAGCCAGGCCUGCCUGAAGCGCUGCAUGCAAAUUUGGCUGCUGGCUAGGGCACACUAAACAGAGUUGUAGGCAUGGACUUCGUCAUGAAGCAGGCCCUUGGAGGGGCCACCAAGGACAUGGGGAAGAUGCUGGGCGGAGAGGAGGAGAAGGACCCUGACGCACAGAAGAAGGAGGAGGAGCGGCAGGAGGCACUUCGGCAGCAAGAAGAGGAGCGCAAGGCCAAGCACGCACGCAUGGAGGCCGAGCGUGAGAAGGUCCGGCAGCAGAUACGAGACAAGUAUGGGCUGAAGAAGAAGGAAGAGAAGGAGGCUGAGGAGAAGGCAGCCCUGGAGCAGCCCUGCGAAGGGAGCCUGACCCGGCCCAAGAAGGCCAUCCCGGCAGGCUGCGGGGACGAGGAGGAGGAGGAGGAGGAGAGCAUCCUGGACACGGUGCUCAAAUACCUGCCCGGGCCACUGCAGGACAUGUUCAAGAAGUAACCGGCCCUCCCACCGCAUCCCCACUCCACUUGUUACUAUUUUUUUUUUUUUUUUGGUUCUUUCUUUUCUUUUUAUUCAUUUAAGUCUCAGUUCUGAAGGGGAAAACCUCAGUUGGCCUCUG